CGUUGCACGCGAAUUCUGCUACAGUGUGCAGUGUCCCGCGCAACGCGACGGUAUUGCGGAUUGUCAAGAGCAUCGUAAAACUAUUACGUAUGAUCGGACCGGAAGCAACUGGACAUUAAUUCUUUUCAACAUUUUUUAUGAUAAGGUUUAUUGUUUUGAUUUAUGACGGUCUUAUGACGGUUCUUACGGUUUAUGACUUAUAACACUCGGCAGGCCUGAACGCACAUGGACAAAGUUCUCGAUUGUAUACGUAUGUGGCUCGCGGUUACAAAUUAGCAUCACUGAUACCUAUUAGCUUCAUAAUCGAAACUAGCAGUGUUUGAAAAUACCUGAAAAUAAAAUAGAAAACUGGUUACGUAGAAGAAGAAGAAGAAGUGAAGACAUUUUUUUACUUUUUAACGCAUUUCCACUUUUUUAUACGACGACAAUGUGUGAAAUCGAGUCGCAAAAAGUUCUCCAGGACGAACAGUGUUUCGAAAUAAUUCGCAAGAAGCUGCGACAAGAUGCGAUGGACGACUUCUUGUUGAUCAACUACAAGAUUGUGCCGAUAGAAGAGGUGAACGGUUUCGUGGGUCAAUAUUUUACGCUGAAAGCUACCGUGGCUUGUCCGAAAUCACCGCUAGAGACGAAGAGCAUAAAUUUCUUUACCAAGUUGCCACCGCCGAUCAACAGUCCGUUGUACGAGUUUGUUCAAGAGUACGGUACGUUUAAGAAAGAAGUGGCUCUUUAUACAACGGUAUUUCCAGAGAUGUUGGAUAGUCACGGCGAAAAAUACAUCCCGGAAUGUUUUCUCGGAGUUGAGGGCGAGUUGAUCGUCCUCGAAGAUAUGGUACAUAGCGGCUAUACAAUGGCCAACAAGUACACGCCCUUUGAUCUUGAACACUGCAAGAUUCUGAUGAAGACACUCGCCAAGUUCCAUGCGAAGUCUCUUAUCUUCGAACAACAGUGUAAGAAAACUUUGCACGACAAAUAUUCUCAUUGCCUGCAAGAGACUCUCUGGCCACAGCAGGGUACAGCAAAGCCGAUGUUCGAUGCCGCUGUAAAAGGCAUCGUUUCGAUGAUCGAUUUGUUGCCCGAAUUAAAUGACGAUCAGCGCAGUAGCUUCAAAGAGAAGAUUGCAAGAUUAUGCGCAGAUCACACGGUUAAACUGUUACCAUCGGUAAAGCACAAAAAUGUGUUAUGUCAUGGUGAUUUAUGGGCUAAUAAUAUAUUGUUUAAAUACGACGCCGAUGGACAACCUGUUGAAUGCUGUCUGAUCGAUUUUCAACUAGCAAGGUACAAUCCACCAGCACAUGACAUAUUAUGUUUUCUCCAAUUUUCGACCACGCGAAAACUACGAGAGAGUCACAGCAAUAUGCUUUUCAAAAUUUAUCACGAUUCCAUGGCGAUUAUAAUGAAAGAAGCUGGUCUAAAUAUAUCAGAAGUCUUCUCUUGGGACGAAUUUAUGGAGUCUAUCCAAGAUUUACGAGUUAUGUGUAUGAUUCAUGGUGUUUUGAACACACCGAUCAUGCUGCUAGAAUCUGAUGCGGUUGGUAAAUAUUUUUCCGAGGAGCCAGAGCUUCUUGAGAGUAUUCUAUUCGUUGACAGAACACCGCUUAUUUGCGAACAAUUUAAUGGAAUUCCGAAAUAUCGUGCUCGCAUGAUAGAUGGAUUAUUAGAAUUACAUGAUUAUAUAAAUAUUGACAAACACGACAUUAUUAAACUAGCAAAAUAAAAAAUACCACACUUUGUUUGAAGAAUACUGUCGUGAGAUAGAGAAUUUUAGAAUAAUAUAGAAAUUUCUUUAAUAAAUAUUUCUUUUUAAUAAAAAAGGAUUUUGAUUAUCUUAUCGCGAUAAUAAUUGGUCUUAUCGAUUAAAACAAACAUUUGCGUAUAUGUUCUUAAAGAUUAGAGUAGAAGAUUAGGUAGAUUGCGCGUGAUAUCAUCAGUACUGUGAUAUUUUUAAGAUACAUAAUUGUAUGAAUAUAUUUAACUUUAAAGUAGAAUGCCAACAAUAAAUCGUUGUUGUUGAUGAAAAUAAUAUAAAUAAAAUUUAUCUUGU
Linepithema humile (Argentine ant) is the source of this 2041-nucleotide messenger RNA. RefSeq lists its product as uncharacterized. The record is from RefSeq and is a predicted model, not a curated record. Lineage: Eukaryota; Metazoa; Arthropoda; Insecta; Hymenoptera; Formicidae.